Molecule: messenger RNA, 258 nt
Organism: Acaulospora colombiana
Lineage: Eukaryota; Fungi; Glomeromycota; Glomeromycetes; Diversisporales; Acaulosporaceae
Source: the annotation of a GenBank genome assembly
AUGGGAAGACAGACUGCGAAUGCGUCCGGUCCGAUCACGAUAGUCCCUACAUCUUUCAUCCUAUUUGUAUACAGUGUGUUUUGUGCGGCGGUCGCGGUGCUGUGUUGGUCGUCGGCGUCGGGGCACCUGAGAAGGGCCGUAGAUGAAGCAUCGCCGGAGCUAAGGGGCAAGCCAGUGGUAACGGCGUUCUCUGGCCCAACUCAGGCGACAGCCAUCCAAAGACCACAAAUUCCAGGAAGAAUCUUCAAUUCGUCAUGA